This is a messenger RNA of Mycena indigotica, 369 nucleotides long. RefSeq lists its product as uncharacterized. The transcript is spliced from 3 exons. The record is from RefSeq and is a predicted model, not a curated record. NCBI's taxonomy places the organism in Eukaryota, Fungi, Basidiomycota, Agaricomycetes, Agaricales, Mycenaceae. Bases 1 to 369 code for a protein of 122 amino acids.
AUGUCCUCCCCCGCCCCCAAACGCAAAUUCGCGCUCUUCGCGCCAUACAUCGCUACCCCCGCCGCAGCCGCCUUACGCGCCAAACACGGCCGCGCCCACCUCGCAGCCUUGGCCCCACUCAUCCAGCGCGGGAUCAUCAGCAGCACGGUCGGUGGCCCGUUUUACGCCGACUCUGGCGCGGGUGAGACUGCGGACGGGAAAGACAAGGACCGCGCGUUUGGAGGGUCGUUCUUCGUGAUGGAGGCGGGGAGCUAUCGGGAGGCGCUGGAGAUUGUGAAGCAGGACCCGUAUUAUAAGGAGGCACUGUGGGACAUCCCCAACAUCCGUCUGGUCGAAUACCGCACCCCGCCCAAGCCAGCGAAGCUUUGA